AUGGCAUCUUCAAGUGUCUUUAUCACUGUCUUAAUUUCCUUGGUUCCAGUCUUCCUCCAACCAGGUCUUGCUCAAGGUCAGAGUCCUCCAGCUUCUUGUGCUUCUCUUCUGCUAGCUCUGGCUCCAUGUGGCCCAUUCGUGCAGGGAUUUGUCCAGUUCCCCGCUCAGCCAUGCUGCAGCAGCCUGAGCCAGAUCUACAGCCAACAACCGACCUGCCUCUGUCUCUUCCUCAACAACAACUCCACUCUAUCAUCUGCUUUUCCCAUCAAUCAAACCCUCGCGCUGCAACUGCCCCAGCUUUGUAGCGUUCCAGCCAAUUCAUCUGUUUGCUCCUCAGGAGCUUCCACUGCUUCUCCACCAUCUACUAACUCAACCGGCUCUCAAGUAUCUAUGGGUGCAAAGAACAAUUCUGUUGCUGCAGCAACUCCAGUGGCUCAAGUGGCACCAAAACCAAGCAAUAUGAUGGGAUUAGGUGAUGGUCUUAGAUCAUCUGGUCCAAAGUCUAAGAUUCAGGUGACAAUCUUUGUGAUCGCUGCAAUUCUAGCCGGCACACUCUUCCUCGUCUAACUUCACCUGCGUAAUAACCACUAUGAUCUUCCGCCUAGUUUACACUAUCCUCUUUUUUGCUUUUCUUACUGAACUCGGGACAACUACAAAAUUUCUAUAACUUGGCGAAUGAAGUUAUUGUAAUGUUUCUUGGAACCAAAACAGAACAAAGAAACAAAUGUCUCUUUCAAAGUUUCAAUGCCCUUGUUACCGUCUUUGUUUGGUAAAGUGUAUCACACUUACUUGCUUAAGAGAGACCUUGUAAAACAAU
This is a messenger RNA of Brassica oleracea var. oleracea, 817 nucleotides long. Its product is annotated as protein YLS3-like. NCBI's taxonomy places the organism in Eukaryota, Viridiplantae, Streptophyta, Magnoliopsida, Brassicales, Brassicaceae. The transcript is spliced from 3 exons. The coding region runs from base 1 to 567 and encodes 188 amino acids. The record is from RefSeq and is a predicted model, not a curated record.